CUAUCUAGCUUUCACAUUUUACAUCUCAGAAACCUAACAUAUACAAAAAAUUCACAGAAAUAACGUGAAAUAAUAACAAUUACAGCUGUACUAUUUUUUAAGUAAAAAUAAAAUAAGAAAUAAAAAAGAAAGAGAGAGGAAAGUGGGAGGAACAAACAAACAUGACGGCAGAAUCAGGUAGUUCGAACUUCGAUCUUCCCGAGAAUGUCGUGCAAGUGCUACCGUCAGAUCCGUUUGAGCAACUCGAUGUGGCGCGCAAGAUCACAUCCAUUGCUCUAUCGACACGUGUCAACGCAUUGGAAUUCGAGUUGUCGGAACUUCGUAACAAGAUCGCCGAGAAGGAUAGUCUCAUCGCCGAACUUCAGUCUCAGGCUCAGUCCCUCAACGCCUCCCUUUCUGAAACCGCGGAUGAACUCGUCCGAGCCGAACAAGAUAAGGAGAAUUUGCUUCAGGAGAAUGCUUCGCUUUCAGAAUCUGUCAGAAAGCUUAAUCGAGAUGUCUCCAAGCUAGAGGUUUUCAGAAAGACGCUUAUGCAAUCACUUCAGGAGGAUGAUGAUAAUUCAGGAGGAGCUCCGGACAUUGUUGCUAGAAUACAGAAUCAGUCGAGUUUGACUUAUACGUCUCAGUUUGGAGAUAAUGACUCUUCAUUGCCACUGUCUAUAUCUUCUUCGAUGCCUCGUGUUUCUGAUAGUGGAAAUUCUUUCGCUGAAGAUCAAGAUUCUGAUGUCAUAAGACCUAGAGUGGCCUAUAAUCUCCUCAUGGCUUCCCAAAAUACCACCCCCCGGAUUACUCCCACCGGUUCCCCUCCUAGUUUUUCUGCAUCAGUAUCUCCAACGAGAACAUCUAGAACCAUGUCUCCGAGGAGACACUCCAUUUCCUUUUCAACUACAACAGGCAUGCAUGGUGAUAGGUCUUCAGUGUUUUCCUCCAUUGGUCACGGUUCAAUAUCAAGCUCCGACUCAGUAACAGGAUCACAAGCUGGACGAACACGGGUGGAUGGCAAGGAGUUCUUUCGCCAAGUCAGGAAUCGUUUAUCGUACGAGCAGUUUGGUGCAUUCUUGGCAAAUGUUAAGGAGCUAAAUUCUCAUAAACAAACAAAAGAGGUGACUUUACAGAAAGCGGAUGAAAUUUUCGGGCCUGAAAACAAGGACCUAUUCACUACAUUUGAGGGAUUGAUCACACGCAAUGUCCAUUGACGAUGUGCUGGAUGGAUUCCUAUUCUAAGUUAAUAAUAACUGAUACUUUUUGCUGUUUUAUAAUAAUCCCAUUUUUUCCUCACUGUAUAUUUAAAUGGUUGUUGUGUAAUAAAACAAGCUUGUAAAUUUGAGUUAAUGCCAUUUCUUGAAA
Vicia villosa (hairy vetch) is the source of this 1347-nucleotide messenger RNA. RefSeq lists its product as uncharacterized. NCBI's taxonomy places the organism in Eukaryota, Viridiplantae, Streptophyta, Magnoliopsida, Fabales, Fabaceae. The transcript is spliced from 9 exons. The record is from RefSeq and is a predicted model, not a curated record. The coding region runs from base 162 to 1196 and encodes 344 amino acids.